This is a messenger RNA of Paramecium primaurelia, 4448 nucleotides long. The record is from the annotation of a GenBank genome assembly. Lineage: Eukaryota; Ciliophora; Oligohymenophorea; Peniculida; Parameciidae.
AUGUUCACAAUAUAUUCAAUUAGAAUAUAUAAUCUCUUAAUGGUAAUGCUUGUUACUGUGUUUGUUAUCCCCUUUUUAAGUAUAUUUCUGGCAACUUUUAAGUGUGAAGGAUAAAUGGAAUGUGAUUCAAUCCUUUAUUACAUAAUGGUAAUAUUAUCUUCUUUAGGAAUUGUAAUGUUAUCUAUUUGUUUAGUCUUUUUUGAAAUUUUCUUAGUUGAUUAUAAGUAGAUUUUUAUGAUUAUUUUAGCCCAUUUACUCCAAUCCCAUAUGCAUCUAAAUACACAAAGUUAAAUUGGAUUGAAUUAAUAUUUAAGAUUUAUUUGCCAUUUUUUGCUGUUAUGGAUCCAUAACAAGAUGCUGAAAAACCAUUUAUAACAAUAUUAUGUAUAAUGUAUGCAAUGAUGAUCACAAUGAGAUUAAAGACAAGGUAAUUCAUUGAAAAUAGUGUGAAUAUAAGUAAGUUGAGUUAAACCUCUUUAUUAUUUUGGACUUCUUUUGUAUCAGUUUGUCAUGCUUAUUUAGAUUAAGGAGAAAUUGAUGAUAUGGGAUUUUUUUAUGAAGUAGUAUGUUCACCUCUUGUUGUAUAUUGUUGCUUUAAAUUAAAUAAAAGUCCUGAAUUAAUAACUCAUAUGAAAAAAGAUAUAUAAUUAGAAGAAACUGUUUAAGAAAUGAUAUUUUUGAUAGAAAAUAGAGAAAAACCAAUAAAUAGAAUGAAAUUAGAAGGAUUUGUAAAAUUACAUUAAAAAGAUUGUUUAAAAUCUGUUGAAUAAUGUCCAUGUUCUUUAAUACAUUAAGAUACUUUAAGAAAUUAAGAUAAUGAAAAAACUAAUGAUAAAUAAUCCUUAGAUAAGACUAUAAGAUGGUAUGCUUUUGUUUAAGCCCUUAUUUAGAAUUCGUCUGAUAGACUUCAGACAACAAGAAUUUAAAUAAUUCGAUCAUAUGUAUUAUAAAAAAAGUUAAAAAAUAAAUUUAAAUCAUUUUAUGAAUUGGCUAUUGCACAAAAAUAAAGACUAUAAUUCUAAGAUGAGUUUUGUAUUUACAGAGUAAUGAAUUAAAUUGAAUUAGAAAUGAUUGAAUAAGAUAAGAAUUAAGAGAUAGAUGUGUAAUAAAUAGUAAACUUUUAAAACUACUAUAUUCAAUUUGAAACAGCAAUUGAGAAAUCAGUUAAUUUGCAUUUAGAAUAUUGGAGAGAAUUAUAAGAAGAGUCACCAGAUAUUGGGAAAUUGUAAUAAUUGGGAGCAUCAAUAACAUCAUCAAUUGAUGAGACAGAGCAACUUUAUGAUAAAUUAAUUAAAAUAAAUAGUAUCCACUUAAAAACACUAGAAAUAUAUGGAAAUUUUUUAACUCAUGUAGUAAACAAUGAUAUUGAAGGAACUAGAAUAAUAGACAAAUCAGAUUAAAUAAGUAAGAAUUUAGAAAUCAAUCGAAUUAUUGAUAGUGAAAAAUUUAAAUAUGAUUAAAAUAGUGAUACUUGUAUUAUUACAUGUUCAGUUAAUAUUGAGAAUUUAGGUGCUAUUACAAAUUGCAAUAAUGAAAUAUAAAAAUUAUUAGGUUAUAAAAAAGCUGAUUUAUUAAGAUCAAAUGUAUCAAGAAUUAUGCCUAGAAUUUUGGCUAGUGUUCAUGAUGAUUUUAUAAGAAAUUUUAUUUAAACAAGUUAAAGUAAAGUUUUGGGAAUAGAAAGAUAAGUAUUUGCAUUAAAUAAAAAUGGAUUUUUAGUUCCUUGUUCUUUAAUGAUUCGAGUUUUACCAAAUUUAAAGAAUGGAUUAUAAAUAGUAGGAUUCUUAAAGAAAAGUGACAAUACUGAUAAAUUUUUUUAUCUUAUGUUUGAUGAGUUAUCACAUUCUAUUUUAGGCUUUAGUGAAUCUGUUUAUGAUAAAUUUGGUGUUCCAGCAGGUGUUGCCAAUGGUUAAUUAGAUCUACCUAUUAUUGAUAUAGCACCUGAACUCAUUGAAUUUUGUAAAAAAUAAGGAGCCUUCAAUUUUACAAUUGAUACAACAGGAUUAUCAAAUAAUUAUUAAAUUGUAUAAGAUGAAAGUUUAGAAGAUAUAUAAUAAUAGGAAGAUUAAUCUGCGUUUUAUGGUAUUUCAAGAGAUCCCUAUGAAUAAAAUAUAUUAUUGGAAAGAAAAGAAUAUAGUUAAAUAAAUGAGAAAACUGCAAAUAAUGAUAAAUCAAUGAUUAAUGAUAAGACUAUUAUUCAUGAAACAAAAUAAAAUACUCAUAAAUCAUAAAAAUACAAAAGUGCUUUAGUAAAAGGAUUACUAGUUGAAGACUCUGAAUAUGCCAAUGCAAAAAUAAAAAUCAUUUAAUUUAUUGAGGAAUCUUAGGAAGAAUUAUUAAAUAAAGUAAUUGAAGACAAGAAAUUAGAAGAAGAAUAACCAGAUAUUGUAGAAAAUGUAAUAUAAUCAGAAGUAAGUGGAGGGUCAGGUCUAUCUGUUAAUGAAGAAAUUAGAUAAAUAAAAGAAUUCAAAAUAUAAAUGGGUGAGAAAUCUGAAGCUUCUAAAAUUAUUGUGUUAAAUAGAAUUGUCAUUGUUUUAUCCACUAUUUUAAUAGUUUUAUCAUCAAUUCAAUUAGGAUAUCGAUUAUAAUAAAAUGAUGAACUUUUAAAUGGUCAUUCUGCCAUAACAAUGGCCUAUUAUAGAACAGGUGUAAUGGCUGAUGUAGUAUUCUAUACUAGAUACUUAUAAUUGAUGGCUUAUGGUAAUGUUACAUAUGAUCAAAGUUUUAGAGACAAAGUAAAUUUUUAUAUCAUUUAUUUUAGUUAAGUUUAUAAGUUAAUCAACUUAAGUCUAUUUAAUAUUCUCUUAUCAAGUCUCGAAUUGAUAUGGAAGCUAAGAAAAAUGUAUUUACUGAUACUACUAUUAAUGUGACUUACUUAUAUGAUAAUGUAGAAUAGAAUUACUCAAGUUCCUUAAGUGAUGCUAUAUUUUAAUUAGUAACAUCUGCUUCUAUUAUAAGAAAUGCAUCCUUGUUAUCUUUUAUUGAUCCCAAUAGUGUAAUUUAUUUAUAUAAUUAAAUAGACUGAAAAUACUGUUAAAAAUGUAUUCUUUAUUAUUAGAAAUGGAUAUCAAUUACUAAGAUAAGGAUCCUAAGAUGUUUCAGAAAUCUAUUAUGACUUUUUUGUUUUCAUAAUUGGAGACUAUGAUUCAAUUUUUUAUGCAGUAUUAUCAUUAGCCAUAGCAUCAUUAGUAAUUGCUUAAUUCUUUUUGGUACCUAUUGUUUUAAAAGUUCAUAAUAUCAAUAAUAAAGUGAUGUCCUUAUUUGGAUUAUUGACUUAAAAGGAUAUUAAAGAAUUAGCUUAGAGAAGUGAAUAAUUUAAGAAUACUUACCUUUCAAAUAUGCAAAAUACAAUAAAAGAAUAGGCUUAAGCAAAAGCUGAAAUGGAGAAAUUAUAAGAAAAGCAUAAGAAAAAUAAAAAUUAAGAAUAAAUUGAUUAAUCAAAUUUAAUUGUUGAAAUUAAUAAUGAAUAACCAUAGCCAUCUAUUGAUGCUCCAUUAUCUUUGAAUUAAUAACCAUUGCCUUCAUCUUUACCAACACAUAAGAAUAUCGAUAAAUUAUAGUUACAACAGUAAUAAGAACAUGAUGAAUAAUAAAUUUUAGACUCAGAAGCAAUGAGAUAAUAAAAACUUUUAAAUUCUAAAGCUUCAAAUACAUUUUCUGUAUCUAUUAAAUUUAUUCUCAUGAUGAUGAUAUUUAUGGCCUACUUUAUAAUUAAUAUCACAUUAGAAUAAUAAUUAACUGAUUAAUCUGUUAUAAUAUAUAACCAUUUGAAAUAUAGUUCUAUAAGAGCUUAUAAUCUAAAAUAUUCAAUUUAUUUUACUUUGGAAUAAAUCCUUUAAUCUACCAAUUAUAAAGAAGAAUAUAUUGAAGCUUUAUAUGAAAAUGAAAGACUUUGUUUAGAAUCAUUAUAAUAAUCAUUCUCAUCAAAGUUUGAUCCAUAUAUUUCUCUCUAUAAUUAAUUCAAUUUACAAAGCUUAUGUCUAUAAUCAUUUUCAACUGAAUAAUUUGUUUUAGAUGUAAAUCAAUGCUCAAUUCUAUCUGGAGGUAUUUUGGAUAGAGGUUUAAGAAAUUCUAUCACAUCAUUAGCUUUGUGGGCUAGUAAUACUAUAUCCACAGAUAUUAAGAUAUUAGAUAGUUAAUAAGUGAAAAACUAUAUUGAAUAAGUUUAUUACAUUGAUUAAGCCAUAGUAUAUUUAAAUACAUAAUACUCUUUAGGAAUGGCAGAUUUUGUAGAAUCUGAACAAUAAAUAGAGAAAAUUAAAUUUUCAGUCUUUAUUAUUGGAUUAGUAUUCAUAUUUUUAUUCAUUUGGACACCCUACAACAAAGAAAUGAGUAGAUAAAUUUGGAGAACAAAAGGUAUGCUAAACAUGAUUCCAUUUGAAAUGAUAAAGGCAUAAGAAACUUUGAAAAAUGCAUUUCUUAAAGGAAAUAUUAUAGCAGCUGUUAAAUGA